Messenger RNA from Camelina sativa (false flax), 1686 nucleotides. RefSeq names its product putative clathrin assembly protein At1g03050. The record is from RefSeq and is a predicted model, not a curated record. NCBI's taxonomy places the organism in Eukaryota, Viridiplantae, Streptophyta, Magnoliopsida, Brassicales, Brassicaceae. Gene Ontology annotation, biological process: clathrin-dependent endocytosis; vesicle budding from membrane; clathrin coat assembly. Gene Ontology annotation, cellular component: clathrin-coated vesicle; clathrin-coated pit. Gene Ontology annotation, molecular function: SNARE binding; phosphatidylinositol-4,5-bisphosphate binding; 1-phosphatidylinositol binding.
AUGACACCCUACGAGCAAGAGAUCUUCUUCGCCACUCGCCGUGGUACCAGGCUUCUCAACAUGUCUGAUUUCAGGGAUGUUUCUAGGUCUAAUUCUUGGGAUUACUCUGCUUUCGUAAGGACUUACGCCUUGUACCUCGACGAAAGGCUUGAUUUCAGGAUGCAAGCGAGACACGGGAAGCGUGGAGUUUACUGCAUUGGAGGAGAAACCGAUGGAGAUGAGAAAGAUCAAGCCGCGCCUGAUCUCUCCACGGCUAUCGUGGUCAGGUCACAACCUAUCGCCGAGAUGAAAACAGAGCAGAUUUUCAUCAGAAUUCAACAUUUGCAGCAACUUCUUGACCGUUUCUUGGCUUGUCGUCCAACAGGUAACGCGAGGAACAACAGAGUUGUAAUUGUGGCUCUCUAUCCAAUAGUGAAGGAGAGUUGUCAGAUAUAUUACGAUGUAACAGAGAUAAUGGGGAUUUUAAUCGACCGAUUUAUGGAGUUAGAUAUUUCUGAUUCCAUCAAGGUCUAUGACAUUUUCUGCCGGGUUUCUAAACAGUUCGAAGAGCUUGAUCAGUUCUACUCUUGGUGCAAGAACAUGGGGAUCGCACGGUCUUCUGAGUAUCCAGAGGUAGAGAAGAUCACACAGAAGAAGCUUGACCUCAUGGAUGAGUUUAUAAGAGACAAAUCUGCUUUAGAACAGACCAAGAACACAAAAUCUACUAAAUCUGAGGCUGAUGAAGAAGAAGGUGAUGCGAGAACAGAUGAAGUUAAUGAAGAGCAAGAAGAUAUGAAUGCAAUCAAGGCCUUGCCCGAACCUCCACCAAAAGAAGAAGAAGAGGAAAAACCCGAGGAAGAAGCAAAGGAAGAAGUGGUAAUAGAGAAGAAACAAGAAGAGACGAUGGGUGAUUUGCUAGAUCUUGGGAAUACAAACGGCGGUGAAGGAGCAGAAGCUGGAGAUAGCUUGGCAUUGGCUUUAUUUGACGGGCCAUACGCGAGUGGUUCAGGUUCAGAUUCUGGUCCAGGAUGGGAAGCGUUUAAGGAUGAUUCGGCCGAUUGGGAAACAGCUUUGGUGCAAACAGCAACAAACUUGUCCGCACAAAAGUCGGAACUCGGAGGAGGCUUUGAUAUGUUGUUGCUUAACGGAAUGUAUCAGCAUGGCGCUGUAAACACAGCCGUGAAAACAUCGACGGCUUAUGGAGCCAGCGGAAGCGCAAGCAGUAUGGCGUUCGGUUCUGCAGGAAGACCAGCAGCGACUAUGCUGGCACUUCCAGCACCCGCAACGGCAAAUGGAAACAGCGCAAACAAUAGCAGUCCGGUUCCCAUGGAUCCAUUUGCAGCGUCAUUGGAGGUUGCGCCGCCACCAUACGUGCAAAUGAAUGAUAUGGAGAAGAAACAGAGGAUGUUGAUGGAAGAACAGAUGAUGUGGGACCAAUACUCUAGAGAUGGAAGACAAGGACACAUGAAUCUAAGGCAAAACCAAAACCAAAACCAAAACCAACCUUACUCUUACACACCUCAAUACUGAUUGUGAGCCGUAGAUGGAGCUCUUCUUAAGUUGUGUCAGCUUUUUGUUUUGUCUACCAAUCAGUUUGGUCUCAUAGAUCUACAAAUGGCUUUGAUCUUUUUGCAAAUACAUUUAUUUACUAAUGGCUUCUGUAAUUGUAAUAUCUGGUUUAACUUUAAAAGAAAAACCUUCAAUAUU